CGGCGAUGCGAGUGAAGAAGGUGGCAGUGGCGCUGCUGACUGCAGCUGUCCUUUCUCUUGUCACCCUUGCCGUCAGGCGCCUCUUCCACAGCCCCGACAUCACACAGCCUCCCGAUGAGGUUCAGAAGGAAGAUGGUACCUCGUGUGAUGCUGGGCGCUGGUCCGAUUGGUCACUGUGUGACAAAAAGUGCGUGAGGCACAGGCGGCGGCUGCAGUCGCAGUAUGACCAGCUGCAGCCACUUUGCGACCCCGUCGUGCAGCAACAGACCUGCCCAGCAGCAUGGUGUACCCCAAGCCAACAAAGCAUGCACUCAGAAGACUGUGCUACGCCCUGGAGUAACUGGUCACCGUGCUCUGCCACCUGUGGUAUUGGAUAUCGGGUUCGGUCGAGGGAAGGGACAUCCAAUGGCCCUUGCAUCCUGCACGAGUCUGAGAAGUGCGCUGACUUGCCACCGUGCCCUUUAAUCACCUGUGACAGCCCGCACCAAGCCACCAAUCUUGACGACAUGUACUUUGCGAAAGGAUACGCCAAAACUGCGUGGCGUGGUGAAUACAUGGGCAACCCCGUCGUCAUCAAGCGCCCAGUCACGGAGAGUGAUCUGCAUCUGCAGCGAUUCAUGGCAGGCAUGCAGGCGGAAGCCAAGUGGCUGCAAGAACUCUCUCCGCUCUCCCAACACAUCAUGCGCUUCUACGGCUCCUGUGACCAGGGAGAGCACCCGUUCUCUGUUGUGGAGGGCAACCUGGCCAAGUUUGAUUGGCUGUCGCGGGUGCUGGAGAUGCUCAAGUCGUCGGAGAAGGAUGUGUGCGGGGCAGCCGGAGGGGCGGCGCAGCUGUCGCAACAUGACCGCGAGGUGCUGCACAAGGCGUUUGCCGCCAACAUGCGGUCCAGCCACGACCGUUGCAAGAAGAGAUACUGUUGA
Salpingoeca rosetta is the source of this 920-nucleotide messenger RNA. RefSeq lists its product as uncharacterized. The transcript has 7 exons. Gene Ontology annotation, biological process: cell adhesion. Gene Ontology annotation, cellular component: extracellular matrix. Lineage: Eukaryota; Choanoflagellata; Craspedida; Salpingoecidae. Bases 6 to 920 code for a protein of 304 amino acids. The record is from RefSeq and is a predicted model, not a curated record.